CGCACGCAUAACCGGAAGCUCGAUAGUUCGCGGAGCGUGAAACGAACGUCGGGACGGAUUUUCUGUGGGAUAAACGAACUGGCGUCGCUGCAAAAGCGAUGCCUCGCUCUCGGCGAUACCCAUCAUCAGAGCGAAGCCAGAGCCAUCGUGUUCGGUACCAAAGCCGCAGACACCGGUGGAGACGACGCAGUCGCUCAACAUCAUCCAGCAGACAGCGAGACAGAAGCAGGAGUCACAGGGAGAGGAGAGGAGCGGGACGCAGGAGGGAUGACAGGAGCAGACGUCACUGUCGUGAUGAGCGGGAAGAGUUUGAGGAUCAUGAAAGAGAUUCCUCCAUUACGGAGAGAUUCCUCAGACACACAGACUUCACCUGUCGUUCCCAUCAGUACCAUCCGGAGCGCAGGAGCAGCCGACACAGACGCCGGAGAUCGAGAUCGCGUUCCUACAGUCAGAGCCGGUCCUUCUCGUCUCGGAGCAACAGUCGUGUGCGAGCGUGGACUAUUAAAGAUGACGAGGAGGGGCAUCUGAUCUAUCGGUCCGGUGACCUGCUGCAAGACAGAUAUGAGAUUGUGGGAACACUUGGAGAAGGAACCUUUGGGAAAGUAGUGGAGUGUAUCGACCAUCACAGGAGUGGCUCUCGCAUCGCUCUGAAGAUCAUUAAGAAUGUGGAGAAAUACAGAGAAUCAGCUCGACUGGAGAUCAACGUUCUGGAGAAAAUCAACCGGAAAGAUCCAGAAAAUAGCAAUUUGUGUGUGCAGAUGUUUGAUUGGUUCGACUAUCACGGUCACGUGUGUCUCAGUUUUGAGCUGUUGGCUCUCAGCACGUUUGACUUCAUGAAGGAGAAUAAUUACUUACCAUACACCAUCUGUCAGAUCAGACACAUGGCCUACCAGAUCUGCAUCGCUGUCAAGUUUCUCCAUGACAACAAGCUGACACACACGGACCUCAAACCCGAGAACAUCCUGUUUGUCAACUCUGAGUUCACGGUCUCGUAUAACCCCGAGAAGAAGAGAGAAGAGCGUUCAGUGAAGAACACGGAUGUGAGGCUGGUGGAUUUCGGCAGCGCCACGUUUGAUCACGAGCAUCACAGCGUCAUCGUUUCCACGCGACACUACAGAGCGCCAGAGGUGAUUCUGGAGCUGGGCUGGAGUCACCCGUGUGACGUGUGGAGUAUCGGCUGUAUUCUGUUUGAGUAUUACUGUGGAGACACACUCUACCAGACUCAUGAUAACAGGGAGCAUCUGGCCAUGAUGGAGCGAGUACAUGGACCAAUUCCUUCCAGAAUGAUCCGGAAAACAAGAAAACAGAAGUAUUUUUACAGAGGUCGUUUGGACUGGAACGAGAACACUUCAGCGGCACGAUACGUGAGAGAGAGCUGUAGACCACUCAGACGGUAUGUGUUGAGCGAGUCAGAGGAGCAUCAUCAGUUCUUUGAUUUGUUGGAGGAUUUGUUGGAAUUUGAUCCGGAUCGCCGUGUGUCUCUCUCCGCCGCGCUGCGCCAUCCAUUCUUCAGUCCGAUCCGAGACGCUGAACACUUCACCAGCAGCGGCCGUGACAUCAGCCGGUGACCUCUGACCUCUACCUCCCCUUUACUGUCUGUCUCAGAGCCGAGCACGCUGAAUGGACAACGUUCUUUGGUCCUUCCUGUUGGUUCUGUCUGGAUCUGCUGGAUUCUCUGGAACAGAGUUGUGAAUCAGAGUUUAGCUGCCGAUGACGUAUGAAGUAAUGGUGGAGGGACAGCCAGGGUGGAUUCUCUGCUCGUUGCUGAUUGGUGGAUUUGAGCUCAGGGUCAGCCAGUAGAUUCAGACUGACAGCUUGACAAGCUCCCUGAUUGGUCUACCUUCCUUUGACGGACAGCUCUGCCAUAAGGCGGGACUUGGAGAGGAAACUCUUUAAGUUGUUUUGGGAUCAUCGUAGAAGCGUUCGGCCAACACACACACACACACACACAAUUACAUUGACUAGGUUAAUAUAAUAUCUUCCUUGGAUUUCAUGUAUUGCACAUAUUAAGGUUCCCAGCAGAAAAACACACGUUCAGUAUUUAUUUGAAUUGUUUUGUAUGAGAUGAAUAUAGUUGUAUAUAAAGUAAAUGUUCUCUAUAAUAAAACAUGUUUCAUAUGAAUUGACCUUUGUGAGGUUAUUAUUCAUUAGUCUGAGCUGCCGCUAACGACACAGUCUGAUGACAUCAUCGUCUGCUCUCAUUCACUUCCUGAAGUCCG
Molecule: messenger RNA, 2219 nt
Organism: Xyrauchen texanus (razorback sucker)
Lineage: Eukaryota; Metazoa; Chordata; Actinopteri; Cypriniformes; Catostomidae
Product: dual specificity protein kinase CLK2-like
Exons: 13
Coding region: 99-1568 (489 amino acids)
Biological process (GO): protein phosphorylation; regulation of RNA splicing
Cellular component (GO): nucleus
Molecular function (GO): ATP binding; protein tyrosine kinase activity
Source: RefSeq, a predicted model, not a curated record